Messenger RNA from Drosophila hydei, 1480 nucleotides. RefSeq lists its product as uncharacterized. Bases 109 to 1362 code for a protein of 417 amino acids. NCBI's taxonomy places the organism in Eukaryota, Metazoa, Arthropoda, Insecta, Diptera, Drosophilidae. The transcript has 3 exons. The record is from RefSeq and is a predicted model, not a curated record.
UUGAUAUCGAUAAGUGUCAAAUUACAACCGGGUGGGAAAAGACAAAAAAAAAAACAAAUACAGAAAAUACAAUUAUACAAUCCGAGGUCUGUUGUGUCUCCUCCUGAGAUGGCUAUGCUAACGCGCCUGACCAGCAGCGGCACGACAACAGUAGCACCUGGUUCGCCUAAAGCGUUGCAACGCUUUCAGAAUUAUCUCAGCGCAUUUCUCUGGCCGGGAACGUCGCAACGCAAGUCGUCGACGCAACUGGAUGCCAUUGAUUGCUUCACCAAUGAGCUAGUCAAUCGUAAGACACAGAAAUGGGGCGAAUUGCGUGAAAGCCUGAUGAAGCCCACUGGCGAGGAGGCCAAUUAUGGAGGAAGCAGCUUUGGCCAGAACGUGGGUCUCAUGUCCAAGGGCAUGAUGAGCGAUCUGAAGACUUUGCGCUCCCCGCAGCUAGGCCUCGAUAUACGAUCUCUCUCACAACCACAGCUUGACAACUUACUGCUGGCGACACUGGAAGUUAAGAACAAGUUGGACUUCCUCUAUUUAAUACGACAAUGCGUUCGCUGGCAGCAGUUGCCCUGCAACGAGGUUUUCAUCUCCUGUCUAAAGUAUUUGAGCUCUUUGGGUCGCAUGCAGCAGCUGGAAUCGCUGGCGGAGACCUGUCGCCAGUUGAAUCAUCCGUUUGCCACCAUGUACUCAGAUUUGGCGCCGUUCAAGGCAAUCGCCUUGUGGCAUAACGGCAACUCGGAUGUGGCACUGAUGACCCUGCAUCGUGGCUAUGGCGGAAGUCUUAAUACAGAGGAAGGCAGGCGCAUGAUUCGCGUCGCCUUUCGCACCAUUGUGGAGGAGACGCUGGCUCAGAAAAGCGAAGCAGUCCUCGUCUCCCUAAUGGAGGUCGCCCGUGCCAUACACAACGAGCACAAAGACAUCUUUGUGGUGGCCUGUGUGUGGAAACAAUGUUUUGCCAGUGAUUGGUUUAGCGAUCAGAAAUCUGCUGGCGAGCUGUUCGAGCACCACAAGGAGCUGCAGCAACUAGUGGAUCGAAGAGCCAGUCCGCUAUGCUCCUCAUUCCUGAGUCGCCACAAUGUGGACGCUGUGCAUCGUCUAAUAGAGGUAUUUUUGCAACACAAUCAACGCAAUGCGUGCGCCAAUUGCCUCAGUUUGCUCUUCAACUAUCAAUACUUGCGUAAGGAUUUGCGUGCGUGCGCAGAAAUUGUUAAGUCCUGCAGUGAGCUCGAAAUGCCACUGAACGAGCUACAAAACGAACAGUUCCUUAGCCUGUUCCUUGAUCAGAGCGAACCAUAUGAUACUGCAGCUGCUGGCAAUCGAACGACGGGGAACAAGUACAAAACGAAAUCGUUCCAGUACAAAUUUUAGAGACAAUUGUAUUCCCCACUUUGUUGCAUCCGUAGUCUGUAAUUGUAGAGCACACAUUACAUAGCAAUACGCACAUACCUUUACCACUUGAAUAAAUGUUAUUUAUCUUGUCAAUCCA